Oncorhynchus nerka (sockeye salmon) is the source of this 1935-nucleotide messenger RNA. Its product is annotated as adhesive plaque matrix protein-like. The record is from RefSeq and is a predicted model, not a curated record. NCBI's taxonomy places the organism in Eukaryota, Metazoa, Chordata, Actinopteri, Salmoniformes, Salmonidae. Bases 1 to 1935 code for a protein of 644 amino acids. The transcript has 2 exons.
AUGAAUUGCUGCCCCAAACCCUCCAACAUUAAUGGCUGCCCCAAACCCUCCUACAACAUUAAUGGAUACUCCAAACCCUCCUACAACAUUAAUGGAUACUCCAAACCCUCCUACAACAUUAAUGGCUGCCCCAAACCCUCCUACAACAUUAAUGGAUACUCCAAACCCUCCUACAACAUUAAUGGAUACUCCAAACCCUCCUACAACAUUAAUGGAUACUCCAAACCCUCCUACAACAUUAAUGGAUACUCCAAACCCUCCUACAACAUUAAUGGAUACUCCAAACCCUCCUACAACAUUAAUGGAUACUCCAAACCCUCCUACAACAUUAAUGGCUGCCCCAAACCCUCCUACAACAUUAAUGGAUACUCCAAACCCUCCUACAACAUUAAUGGAUACUCCAAACCCUCCUACAACAUUAAUGGAUACUCCAAACCCUCCUACAACAUUAAUGGAUACUCCAAACCCUCCUACAACAUUAAUGGAUACUCCAAACCCUCCUACAACAUUAAUGGAUACUCCAAACCCUCCUACAACAUUAAUGGAUACUCCAAACCCUCCUACAACAUUAAUGGAUACUCCAAACCCUCCUACAACAUUAAUGGAUACUCCAAACCCUCCUACAACAUUAAUGGAUACUCCAAACCCUCCUACAACAUUAAUGGAUACUCCAAACCCUCCUACAACAUUAAUGGAUACUCCAAACCCUCCUACAACAUUAAUGGAUACUCCAAACCCUCCUACAACAUUAAUGGAUACUCCAAACCCUCCUACAACAUUAAUGGAUACUCCAAACCCUCUGUCAUGGAUGACAAACCUCCCCUCUCCACACCGUCCAACCAGACCCCAACCACCCCCUCUCCACACCGUCCCACCAGACCCCAGCCUCCCCCUCUCCACACCGUCCACCAGACCCCAGCCUCCCCCUCCACACCAUCCAAAGAGACCCCAGCCUCCCCUCUCCACAACGUCCAAAGAGACCCCAGCCUCACCUCUCCACACCGUACAAAGAGACCCCAACCUCCCCUCUCCACACCGUCCAAAGAGACCCCAGCCUCCCCUCUCCACACCGUCCAAAGAGACCCCAGCCUCCCCCUCUCCACACCGUCCAAAGAGACCCCAGCCUCCCCUCUCUACACCGUCCAACCAGACCCCAGCCUCUCCACACCGUCCCACCAGACCCCAGCCUCCACUGUCCAACCAGACAACCAGCCUCCACUGUCCAACCAGACCCCAGUCUCCACUGUCCCACCAGACCCCAGCCUCCCCACACCGUCCCACCAGACCCCAGCAUCUACUGUCCCACCAGACCCCAGCAUCUACUGUCCCACCAGACCCCAGCCUCCCCACACCGUCCCACCAGACCCCAGCAUCUACUGUCCCACCAGACUCCAGCCUCCCAUCUCCGCACUGUCCCACCAGACUCCAGCCUCCCAUCUCCGCACUGUCCCACCAGACUCCAGCCUCCCAUCUCCGCACUGUCCCACCAGACUCCAGCCUCCCAUCUCCGCACUGUCCCACCAGACUCCAGCCUCCCAUCUCCGCACUGUCCCACCAGACUCCAGCCUCCCCUCUCCACACUAUCCCACAAGACCCCAGCCUCCCCUCUCCACACCGUCCCACCAGACCCCAGCCUUCCCCCGCCACACUGCACCACCAGACCCCAGCCUCCCCUCUCCGCACUGCCCCACCAGACCCCAGCCUCCCCUCUCCGCACUGCCCCACCAGACCCCAGCCUCCCAUCUCCACACUAUCCCACAAGACCCCAGCCUCCCCUCUCCACACCGUCCCACCAGACCCCAGCCUCCCCUCUCCACACCGUCCCACCAGACCCCAGCCUCCCCUCUCCCACACCGUCCCACCAGACCCCAGCCUCCCCUCUCCACACCGUCCCACCAGACCCCAGCCUUCCCCCGCCACACUGCCCCACCAUGA